Molecule: messenger RNA, 324 nt
Organism: Leptosia nina
Lineage: Eukaryota; Metazoa; Arthropoda; Insecta; Lepidoptera; Pieridae
Source: the annotation of a GenBank genome assembly
AUGAAAUCGUUCAUCGUAUUCGCCCUGAUCGUCGCCGCGGCCGUUGCCGCCCCCGCCAACCCGGACGGUGAUGCACAGAUCAUCAAAUACGAAUCCGACAACAUCGGACUCGACGGUUACGGCUUCGAAGUGGAGACCUCCAACGGAAUCAAGACCCGGGAAGAAGGUCAGCUCCAGAACGUGGGAAGCGAGAACGAAGCCUUGGCGGUAAGGGGCGAAUUCUCGUACGUCGGCAACGACGGCCAGCUCUACUCGGUCUCCUACACGGCCGGUGUGAACGGCUUCGAGGCUUCCGGAGCUCACAUUCCCAAAGGAAACGAAUAA